UUCAUUGGCAUUUGCAGGAAUUUAUUUAGUAAAUAACUGACUUGAUUGUAAGAGUCAAAGACUCAUCAGAAUUGAAUCACCCUGAUGAUUUGGUUGCAUCUUAACUGACCCAGUUGCUUUCCCGGAAAAUUGUGAAAUUUUAAACUAGAAAUUCAUCAGUUAAGGAUAAUAGAGGCUCAGAGGCAAAUUUGGACAUAAACCACGUCGUUUCCUUUCAUUCGAUCAAGUAAAAACUCUCUCCCUGCCACGCGGCCAGCGUCUCUCAUCAGCUCUCUUCCUUUUGUUUGCUGCCAUGAGAUCAACUCCUCUCGGGUUGGCUUCCCAUCAAAUUCGACCGUUUACCUUGCCCUCAGUUCAAGUUUCCCUCCAUUGUCUCCCCAGGGCUCCUCUAAACCUCAAACUCUAUCCCAAAACCCCAUCUCCAAGUCGCUUCCACCCAAUAACAGCCAAAGCCCAACACACCCACCUCUCCACCCACCAAACCAGGACCCAGGACGAUGGCAUCCCAGUCGACCUCGUUAAAAUCCUUGUGAAAUUCAAGUCCAGACACAACUACAUCAGGGUUCUAGAAGUUUCUAGAAAGGCCGACCACCCAUUUGCCGGCUCUAGACUCCUCCUCCUGGAUGGUCCCGGAAACAUUCACAGCAUAUCUUUCCUAUUGAAAUCGUUCACAGAUACUUACUUCGAUGUCUUGGCGACAUUACCGGCCAUUCUGCCUCCUGGGCCAUUGGGAAUUCUUGGUUUUGGGGCAGGCUCUGCAGCUCGUUUGAUCCUAGAAACCUAUCCACAAGUAGUGGUUCAUGGGUGGGAGCUUGACCCGUCUGUGAUUGAAGUGGGUAGAGAGUAUUUUGGCCUUUCGAAGCUUGAAAAAGAGCAUCCAGAUAGGCUUUUCAUCUACAUUGGUAAUGCGUUGAAUGCAAGUGUUAGAAAUGGGUUUUCGGGGAUUUUGGUUGAUUUGUUUUGUAAGGGUAGUUUGAUACCGGAGCUUCAGGAUCCAGGGACUUGGGAGAAGUUGAGGAAGAGGUUGAGGAAGGGUGGGAGGAUUAUGGUUAAUGUUGGAGGGAGUUGUGUUGAGGCAGAGGAUUCAAGGAGAGAUGGGAAGGUGGUAAUGGAGGAAUCAUUGAAGGCAAUGCAUAAGGUCUUUGGUGAUCAGGUUUUUGUUUUGAAUCUCGGGAACAGGAAGGAGGAUAGCUCCAUUGCUCUCACCGGCGAAUUGCCCGAUCUUGAUGAAUGGAAGAAAGCUCUUCCCCGAUCUUUAAGGUACUAUGUGGAUAUGUGGACACCCGUCAGUUCCUAGUGUAACCGUUUCCAUUAAACACUCUCUGAAAAGAAGCAUUCAGGAGCAGUCUACUGAUGCAGUUCAUAUAUUUGUGUUUAUUCCUGUUAGAAGCAAUGUUUUUUUUUUCCCUGGAUUGUGCAAAGCUUAUUUAUGAGGUUUGAACUUUUCUCCCACCUAAAAUCAUCCUCUCUUUUGUCUCUUUGUUCUCGAUUGGUUCAUUAGGGCAUCUAAGUUGUAACGGAGUCACAUGGAUUGUAAAUGGCGUCAAUAAGAGAAGUUUAGUAUUGUUGGCAAACUAUUUGUUGCUAGAUCAAUGCAAUCAGUUGUUUGGGAUCA
Messenger RNA from Vitis riparia (riverbank grape), 1615 nucleotides. RefSeq lists its product as uncharacterized. NCBI's taxonomy places the organism in Eukaryota, Viridiplantae, Streptophyta, Magnoliopsida, Vitales, Vitaceae. The record is from RefSeq and is a predicted model, not a curated record. Bases 293 to 1297 code for a protein of 334 amino acids. Gene Ontology annotation, biological process: polyamine biosynthetic process. Gene Ontology annotation, molecular function: thermospermine synthase activity. The transcript has a single exon.